AUGACCGAGAAUUCACUAUUUAGGCACGAUGGAAUUGGCUUUUCGGAUUCUGUAUUUUUAAUACAAGUACUGGCGGUUUUGAUUCAUCUUCCUUCCCUCUUUACAUUCCCUCUUGACACUAGCAUAUCUCUCAUGCUGGAGAGAAAGGGAAUCAACGUAAAUGUGCCAGUCUUAAUGCUCGCACAUCCUCUUUAUCAUAUGGUUAUUGUACUAUUUGCAGUUUUCUCGGUUCUUUAUACUAUACAUUCCAAACAAUCUACAUUUUUAAAGAGCUUGGUGGUGCCGUUAGCUCUCAUUCAUUUGCACAGUAUUUCUGGUUAUUUUAACUUAUUUUGGUUCAGUGACAACUUUCAUAGCCUUGACUCCGCAUCUUUGAUGUUGAGAUUUUUUUCACACGAAAAUUCACUUAAAGUGAUUGGGAUUUGGUUUGUAACUUCUUUAUUUUUCAUAGUUGGAAUUUCUUUGAAUGUUUAUCUCUGCAAAGAUACAGAGAGGGUAACUAGUAGGACUAGGAAAUGGUUCCACCUCUUGCUCUCAGCUAAUGCCCUUGUAGCCUUUUACCAUGGUGAGGAGCUGCUCUUUAUCAUUGUAGCCUCUGUUAUUAUUGUACUAUUGACAUUUGUGGAAGUUUUGAGAGCAAAUGGAAUAUUUUUUGCAAAAAUGACUAAAUUGUACAACAUAUUCAAGAGUGAAGAUGAUGACGAGCGAUUUGAAUUUUCGCACAUUAGUCUAUUUUUGGGCAUUGUGAUUCCUCUCAUUUAUGAAUUUAUCAAGGGUGAAGCCCCGGACUGGACUAGGGCAGGACUUGGAAUUUGCACGGUUGGCCUUGGGGACUCUUUUGCUGCACUUGUUGGCUCUAGAUUCAGGAGCAAUCACUCAAACCGCAAGACUAUUCAGGGGUCAAUUGCAUACUUUUUCUCCUGCUUGACAGCUAUGUUGCUACUUUCACACGUCCAAAGUGAGAAUACCGUUGAUUAUGGCAGGUGUGUUCUGACGUCUUUGCUAACGUGUAUUGUGGAGGCAACCGUGGCAGGAUGUGACAAUGUAAUACUUCCAUUGUUGGCAAUUCUGGUCUACUAG
Molecule: messenger RNA, 1080 nt
Organism: Theileria equi strain WA
Lineage: Eukaryota; Apicomplexa; Aconoidasida; Piroplasmida; Theileriidae
Exons: 5
Coding region: 1-1080 (359 amino acids)
Biological process (GO): dolichyl monophosphate biosynthetic process
Cellular component (GO): endoplasmic reticulum membrane
Molecular function (GO): dolichol kinase activity
Source: RefSeq, a predicted model, not a curated record